AUGGUUUUUCAGUUUCAUGAAAAGCUAACUGAAGAAGAGCUCUUGUACUAUUUUGGAGUGACGGACACUCGUGAUGUUGCACACUACAGCCUUAUUGUGCCCACUCAUGUGAAAGGAAAUCGGUUUAAACGGCUGGCCAGUGGAGCCCGGGAAGCAGUACAGUUCAAAGUGAAAGCCCUUGGUGAGGAGUACCACCUGGAACUGUUCCACAACGAUGACCUGCUGCCACCAGCGAAAGCCCUUGGUGAGGAGUACCACCUGGAACUGUUCCACAACCAGGACCUGUUGCCACCAGCGAAAGCCCUUGGUGAGGAGUACCACCUGGAACUGUUCCACAACCAGGACCUGCUGCCACCAGCGAAAGCCCUUGGUGAGGAGUACCACCUGGAACUGUUCCACAACCAGGACCUGCUGCCACCAGCCCUUAGUGAGGAGUACCACUUGGAACUGUUCCACAACCAGGACCUGCUCCACAACCAGGACCUGCUGCCACCAGGCUGUCUUGUUCAGAAAUUAACAGCCAAUGGAAGCCGAAAUGUCUUACCUUGUACAACCAAUGAGGAGAGCUGUUACUACAUUGGAAGAUCACUUCUUCACAAUGAGUCUAAAGCUGCUAUGAGCAUUUGCAAAGGCUUGCAUGGAAUUAUCAGCGUUUCAGAUCAUGAACUGGUCAUUCUGCCGAUUAGAGCCGAUCACGCUGGCCAUGUUGGUGACCGAGACAGCUACCUCCAUGUUGUCUACAGACGUCCAGGCAGUGGGAAAACUUGUCACAUGACAGAUUUGGGUGUCCUGAACGAUGAAUUCAGAAUUGCAAGUCACAGGGUUCGACGUCAGAGUGAUAAAAAAUAUUUGGAAUUGUUGGUUGUGGUUGAUGCAGACAUGUUUAAAUUGCAUGGAAAUGACACACAGAGAUUUACACUGACAGCUGUGAACAUAGCUGCUCUUCGUUUUCUGGAUGGCAGCUUGGGUGACCAGAUUAUUUUAUCAGUUGUAACACUGACAAUUCUGCAUGAAGAUCAGAAAGAUCUAGAAAUAACCAAUGAUGCUGACUUUACACUGAAUUCAUUUUGUGAGUGGCAGGAGCGCUUCAACCCAGCUGAUGAUGAACACCCUCAGCAUGCUGAUGGGGCGGUGCUCAUUACCAGACGCAAUAUUGCCAGUCAUGGACGUGAGUCGACAUCUGGUUUGGCCUACUAUGGUGGAAUCUGUCGCCGCAUGCAGCGGUGUUCUGUGGUUCAGGACUCUGGUCUAGAUCUGGGUUUGACUGUCGCUCAUGAACUUGCUCACAGCCUAGGUAUUCACCAUGAUGGCGAUGGAAACCACUGCCGACCAGACAAGUACAUCAUGGCUGCCAGCAGCAGUUGGGGACACACAGCCUUUCAGUGGUCCAGCUGCAGUGCAAGGGAACUCAAGGCAUUGUUAAGACGAAGUGAUUCCAGCUGUCUUCUUGAUGCUCCGGUCAGAAGUUUGAAGUUGAGCAACCAAAAACCUGGAUCAGUGUAUGAUGCCAAUGAUCAAUGUCGUUUGGUAUGGGGAGAUAACUCUCAUAUUUGUGAAGGAACCAGCUUGUCUCAGCGAUAUGGGGAUGAGUGUGCUAUUCUAGUGUGUUUCAGUCCGACAGACCCAACAACCUGUGUGACAUCAAACUCUCCCAGAAUGGAUGGAACAGAAUGUGGGGAUAAAAAGUGGUGUAUUCGAGGUCAGUGUGUGGACUAUGGAACAAAUGGUCCAGAUGCAGUUAAUGGUGGCUGGUCAAAAUGGGACAAUGACUGGUCCCUUUGUUCACGGACUUGUGGAGGAGGUGUUCAGUACAAGAGAAGAAUGUGCAGUGAGCCCAAACCAAUGUAUGGUGGAAAACAGUGUGAAGGAGAAAAUAUCAUGGCCAGGCUGUGUAACACAGAGGUGUGCAGUGCAAGUAAGGUGGAAUUUACAGCAGAACAGUGUGCAGCUACGGAUAGCAGACCCUUGCUUGGAGUCAAACACCAUUGGGUGCCACAUACUGGACUAUCGGAUGAUCGUCAGUGUGAGUUCUGGUGUCGGGCAGUCAGUGGGAACAUGUUGCAGAGACGGGGGCGGAUGUUUUCAGAUGGGACAGUCUGUCAUGCUGAGAGGCGCCGUGGAUCGUUCUUCAGGUGUUUGAGUGGCAAGUGCACGGCAUUUGGUUGUGAUGGGGAGAUGGGUUCCUCUAGAAACUAUGAUGCUUGUAUGGUGUGUAAUGGUAAUGGUAGUUCCUGUCACAAGAUCACAGGCUCAUACAACAAAGGAGCUAAACACAGAUACAUUACUUUUGUACAAAUUCCUCAGGGCUCGACAUCAAUAACUACAGUAAAUAAGAAUGCAUUCUCACAUAUGAGUGUGGAAGUGCAUGGACAGCGUCUGUUUAACAAGGAUGGAGAUGGUCGAGAUCUUUCUAACACUUACAGCAAAGAUAACAUAACAGUUCUGUACCAGAGGAAACCAGAGAAGAUAACAAUAGAUGGUCCUUUGCCAACAGAUAUAAAACUGCAGACAUGGCAGGUGUAUGGUACUGAUGACUACCUGAAUGUGUCACCAGAAAUCUCCUAUGAGUACUAUGAACCAGAUUUAGCUUCAAGAAGUGUCAAGUUUGUCUGGAAGGUGACCACUGGUCAGUGCAGUCAGACAUGUGGCACUGGAUCGAGGGCAGCCACUGUUUCAUGUGCCCACUCGGUUGAUGGACGGUCAGCCGAAGACCAUUUCUGUGACAUCCGCACGAAGCCUUCAGCUGUGAUCGAGCCUUGCAACACAAACCUGUGUCCCCCAUUCUGGCAGGUGGGAAGCUAUGGAACAUGUUCAAGAUCGUGUGGUACUGGAGUGAUGACACGCACUGUGCGCUGUACCCGUGAAAACAGAAACAUCAAGCAGGUGGUUGAUAACAAACAGUGUGCACACCUGCCAAAACCACCGGUCUCCUCUCAGUGCAACACCGACACUUGUCCCGGAGUCUGGGCCACUUCGCCAUGGUCCGCAUGUUCCAAGUCUUGUAGCUAUGGUGUUAGGACAAGGAAGGUAGUUUGUCACCAGGACCAGCACUCAAACAUGAAAGUCAGGGACAGUCUGUGUGUGGCUGCGAUGAAACCAGUGGAGAAAGAACACUGCAUGGUUGCAGUUUGCUUAGGAGAUGUCAGUUGCCAUAUGUGCAACAACACAGUGGACUGUUCAGCCUAUGGGAAGACAUCUUGCAUAGAAUAUCCUGACUGGGCCACGUCCAACUGUCCAGCCUUCUGUGGAUACUGUUCUGACCACUGCAGUGUUAAGACAUCAGUUCGCCCAUCUACAUACUCAGCGUGUAAAGAUUUGUCAGACUGUGCUUCCUAUGGUAAAGAUGUUUGUCAGAAGUAUGUUAGCUGGAGUGAGACAAACUGCCCUCACUUCUGUGGCUGGUGUGAAGACAAGUGCCAAGAUAGGCAGGACUGUUCACAGUACGGGUCAGAUGUCUGCACCAAGUAUGCUGACUGGUCAAAGGUGAACUGUGAGAAGCACUGCCGUCUGUGUGGGGAUCAUCACGGGGUGGAGUACACAGCUCAAGCCACGUGUGUGGACAAGUCUACAGACUGUCAGUCUUACGGCAAGAGUGUGUGUGGAAAAUAUGGAGACUGGGCCAAAAAAAACUGUCAAAAAUUCUGUGAUUUGUGUCAAGGUAAAGUGAGUACGUCUCGGCCAGCUGUAACUGUCAGUACCGCUGAAAGCCCAGCCUGCCAGGACACAGUUGAGUGUUCAGCCUAUGGAAGUGAUGUCUGCUCAAAGCCCGAAUACCUCGGCUGGAAUAAGCAGCAUUGCCCACAGUUCUGUGGUCUUUGUACAGGACUAAGAACUACCUCUUCUGCAGUUGACUGCAAGGACAAACUGUCAGACUGCAAACAGUAUGGAAACGUGGUUUGUUCUCAAUACAAACAAUGGGCAGCAGAACAUUGUGCCAAAUUCUGUCAUUUGUGCAAACACAGAACCAGAAGGUCUGUCCGCCCACAGAGAAGACUCUGCAACACAGUGCUGACUGCCGACACAGGGACCGUGGAUCUCAUAGAGAGGCUGUUGGAAGGGACGCAGUGUAAACAAGUUAUUGUAGCUCCUCUCGGAAAACACAUCAAGCUGCACAUUCUCAACAUGAAUUUAAAGUGCAUCAAAGGUGACACAUUUACAAUAUCUGAGGUUGGUGACACGAGACUGACGAAACUAUGUACAAACAAGCAGCCAUUUGAGUUUGUGUCGAGCAGUAAUACUGUGAUUGUGAACCUUCAUGUAGCCAGGCGCGGACAUGGUGUUUACUUCAACUACACAAUGCUUUCAUCUGUCCAACCUAUACCAGCUUGCAGCUAUCAACUGACGGCUACCUCAGGGAGGGUGACCAGCCCUGGUUACCCACACGGUUACAGUCCCAAUCAACACUGUGAGGUUUACAUCACUGGUGAACCUGGCAAGAAAAUCCAGAUCAGAUUUGAAGACUUGUCCCUGGAAAAAAAUGACAAGGACUGCAGACAUGACCUUGUGGCUUUGUAUGAUUUGGAGGCUGGAGGUAGUGCUGUCUUCUGUGGAGAAAGAGAAAGUGUAAUAUGGGAGUCAUCAAGUCCAUUUGUGAAAAUAGUAUUUAUUACAGACAGAAAUAAUUCAGGGAAAGGCUUUGCUGCUUCCUACUCCAUAAUGGAAAAAAUGUAAGAUUAGAAUUAAACAUUGUCAUUU
Molecule: messenger RNA, 4695 nt
Organism: Gigantopelta aegis
Lineage: Eukaryota; Metazoa; Mollusca; Gastropoda; Neomphalida; Peltospiridae
Product: A disintegrin and metalloproteinase with thrombospondin motifs 16-like
Exons: 33
Coding region: 1-4671 (1556 amino acids)
Biological process (GO): extracellular matrix organization; proteolysis
Cellular component (GO): extracellular matrix
Molecular function (GO): metalloendopeptidase activity
Source: RefSeq, a predicted model, not a curated record